AUGGGGAAGGGGCACAGAGAGAGCUUCGGGGGUGCACACAACAUUCUCUUACUUGAACUGAGGAGUGGCUAUGCAAGUGUUGGUGUUUACACCACUGCCAGACCAGGGCAUGCUGCUUUCCACUGCCUAAGUGCCUUGUUUGGAGCUGGGGCCUUAGGCUUGGCCUCUUACUGGGCACACAGAACCCAGUUCCCAGAUGCCUACGGGAAGGAGCUCUUUGGUAAGACCAACAAACACCACUUAUUACACAGCCUGGCCCUGUUAGGGGUGCCUCUGUACAGAAAGUCCCUCUGGGCCCAGGUGCUGCUAGCUUCUGGAACUACCUCAUUCUGUAUCAGCUUUUAUUACCAGGUUCUGAGUGGAGACCCCAGCACCCAGAUUUGGGCUCCUGAGAGAAGGAGCCUGUUAUUCUUGGGCUGGUUUACCUUGGCAAUUUGA
Messenger RNA from Phacochoerus africanus (Common warthog), 438 nucleotides. RefSeq names its product transmembrane protein 256-like. The transcript has 2 exons. The coding region runs from base 1 to 438 and encodes 145 amino acids. The record is from RefSeq and is a predicted model, not a curated record. Lineage: Eukaryota; Metazoa; Chordata; Mammalia; Artiodactyla; Suidae.